Messenger RNA from Esox lucius (northern pike), 2389 nucleotides. RefSeq names its product tropomyosin-like. Bases 382 to 1671 code for a protein of 429 amino acids. The record is from RefSeq and is a predicted model, not a curated record. Gene Ontology annotation, cellular component: cytoskeleton. NCBI's taxonomy places the organism in Eukaryota, Metazoa, Chordata, Actinopteri, Esociformes, Esocidae. The transcript has 2 exons.
AAGGUGACGUGAAAACACGGACGACUUCUGAUUGGACGAGAGAUUCACUGUGACUCCGGACAUUCUGCAUAAACCCAGCGUGCAGCAGAGCGAAACAAAACAAGUGGAUUUAUUACUGCCACAAUUUAAUAGAAUUCUUACAUUUAGAAAAAUUAAUCACCGCAAAACCACGCCGUGGGCAACUCAUGAUGUGCAGACAUUCCUCAGUUUGGUUGCCGACGAAAGGAUCCAGCGAGAGGUCUAUAAACUGUUGGCCACACAGGGCUACCAUGAGAUCAUUCAAACAGUGUAGGGAAAAGUAAAACAAAUAAUACUUAAAAGCCAUUAUCGAUCUAUAAAGGACCACAAUGGUCGACGUGGUUUUAACCGAGAGACCUGGAAAUGUUUCGACAAGAUGGGCCUCGACUUGGCCACGGCUUUGUUUGUGUCCCUGAUGGAGGAUGGAGAGAGAUUGUCCUGCAGGAGCUGAACCGGGCUCAGCAGGAGCUGAACCGGGCUCAGCAGGAGCUGAACCGGGCUCAGCAGGAGCUGAACCGGGCUCAGCAGGAGCUGAACCGGGCUCAGCAGGAGCUGAACCGGGCUCAGCAGGAGCUGAACCGGGCUCAGCAGGAGCUGAACCGGGCUCAGCAGGAGCUGAACCGGGCUCAGCAGGAGCUGAACCGGGCUCAGCAGGAGCUGAACCGGGCUCAGCAGGAGCUGAACCGGGCUCAGCAGGAGCUGAACCGGGCUCAGCAGGAGCUGAACCGGGCUCAGCAGGAGCUGAACCGGGCUCAGCAGGAGCUGAACCGGGCUCAGCAGGAGCUGAACCGGGCUCAGCAGGAGCUGAACCGGGCUCAGCAGGAGCUGAACCGGGCUCAGCAGGAGCUGAACCGGGCUCAGCAGGAGCUGAACCGGGCUCAGCAGGAGCUGAACCGGGCUCAGCAGGAGCUGAACCGGGCUCAGCAGGAGCUGAACCGGGCUCAGCAGGAGCUGAACCGGGCUCAGCAGGAGCUGAACCGGGCUCAGCAGGAGCUGAACCGGGCUCAGCAGGAGCUGAACCGGGCUCAGCAGGAGCUGAACCGGGCUCAGCAGGAGCUGAACCGGGCUCAGCAGGAGCUGAACCGGGCUCAGCAGGAGCUGAACCGGGCUCAGCAGGAGCUGAACCGGGCUCAGCAGGAGCUGAACCGGGCUCAGCAGGAGCUGAACCGGGCUCAGCAGGAGCUGAACCGGGCUCAGCAGGAGCUGAACCGGGCUCAGCAGGAGCUGAACCGGGCUCAGCAGGAGCUGAACCGGGCUCAGCAGGAGCUGAACCGGGCUCAGCAGGAGCUGAACCGGGCUCAGCAGGAGCUGAACCGGGCUCAGCAGGAGCUGAACCGGGCUCAGCAGGAGCUGAACCGGGCUCAGCAGGAGCUGAACCGGGCUCAGCAGGAGCUGAACCGGGCUCAGCAGGAGCUGAACCGGGCUCAGCAGGAGCUGAACCGGGCUCAGCAGGAGCUGAACCGGGCUCAGCAGGAGCAGCGUCUACAGAUGGCCCUCGAAGGUGCAACACAUGUAAUGGAGCUGGAAGCAGCCUUGAGGAGGGAGGAGAACGCUCAAACGGCAGCCUUCAGUCAGGCCUUCCUUGUUACACUGAGCCAGCUUGUACGGGCGUUGAGUGGCCAGCCCACCCCGAAUCCUCCACUCCUGGACUAGACCUCUUGUACCAAAUGUAUAGCAUGGUAAUCAUCAUGGAAAAGGCUAUGAAAUAAUUAAUUGUGGGAUGCUGAACUAUUCAAUUAUAUACUAUUACUCCUCCCCAAUAGGAGAGUACAGAUUAUGAAAUGGAACUCACUAGAUAAGCUAUAACAGGAGUAAGCAAUUACCUUGAAUACAUUAUCUAAUAAAAUGUUAGCCUUGGAACCUGCCAAUAAGCAAUUAACGAAACAUUACAUGACAAACCUAAUUCAUUAUGUUUUGGUGGAAAGCGAAGGGACCGAGCGAAGUCCACUAUGGUGAUUUCACAAGGGAAGAUGGGCACAAAUGAAUCUGACAGAAGACAGCCCAUCAAACUGUACCAAACCCAGCUGUGAGCUUCCAAAAUUAAUGGCAUUCCAUUGAAAAGUCUUUAAAUAUACGUACAUUUUGCGAGAAAAGCAUUACACCAACAGUAUCUUUAUUGGAAUGUAGUGUCUGUCGUUUAACAUGCUGUGGAUUAUUACUGAAUCAUAACUGUCUCUAAGAUCUAUCUACAAACAUGUGUGCAUAUUGUUUUAAGAUGCAAAACACAAUUGAUUAGAUCAGCAUCAAUGUAUCUGAGCUUCUAUGGCUGUCAAUUGGAUAUUAUUGGAAAAACUUGAACUUGUUAUAUAUUUGCGUGUGAGUAUAUUGUGUAUUUUUUGGGAAUAUUAUAUCUGUAGAUCAGUAUAUUAUC